Messenger RNA from Spodoptera frugiperda (fall armyworm), 4431 nucleotides. RefSeq lists its product as uncharacterized. Gene Ontology annotation, molecular function: nucleic acid binding; aspartic-type endopeptidase activity. The record is from RefSeq and is a predicted model, not a curated record. The transcript is spliced from 3 exons. NCBI's taxonomy places the organism in Eukaryota, Metazoa, Arthropoda, Insecta, Lepidoptera, Noctuidae. Gene Ontology annotation, biological process: proteolysis; DNA integration. Bases 1 to 4431 code for a protein of 1476 amino acids.
AUGUUAGAACAUAGGUUUAACAAUAAGAAAUUUAUGUCCACAUGUAUUUUAAACCGACUAUUUGGCCAGCGUAAUAUUGGAAAUGAAUCAUCAAAGGCACUUAAAGAUUUGCUUGAUGUUACAAGUGAUUGUUUGCAUGAACUUACCAAUAUUGGAAUAGAUGUUAGUUCGUGGGAUGUGAUUAUUGUUUAUGUCGCAAGCUUGAAGUUGGACGUAGAAUCUAGGAAGCAGUGGGAACUGCAUGUUAGUAAAUCCUCCGAUGAUCUACCUUCAUUUAAACAGUUUUGCGAGUUUUUAGAGACGCGUUUUCGUGCCCUAGAAUGCGUUGAGCCUAAACAUAGGGCAAGAGGCGAUAAUAAUCCUACAUCUCACACUAAAGUAAUGCAUGGUACUACUAAUGUUUCAUGUCCACAUUGUUCCGAGAGCCAUAAGCUCAGCAGUUGUAAGAAGUUUUGUCAACUAGAUAUUGACGAUCGUCGUGCCAUUUCACAGUCUUUAGGUGUCUGUUUUAAUUGUCUGGGAAGUCAUCAUACUUCCAAAUUUUGUCGUGUUCUUUCAAAAUGCCGUAUAUGUCAGAGGAAGCAUCAUACGUUGUUGCAUCCUAAGAACCCUGUUGGAGCUAGUGGUAGUGAGGCUUCUACGUCAGUGGAGCCUGUCACCUCACCUGAACGUACUUCAGAGCCAGUACAUGAUGUUAGUGCAAACAUAGCAACUCAUUUUGUGAAUGGACAAGCGCAGGGUCAAGUCUUGUUAGCCACGGCUUUGGUGAAGGCCGAAUCACAAAUUGGGUCCUCUCAAAUCUUGAGAGCUUUAUUGGAUCAAGGAUCCCAAGCAUCCUUCAUAACAGAGGCAGCAGCGCAAUUACUUCGCUUAAAGAGAGUAGUUUCUAAGACUACUAUUGCAGGUAUAGGAGGUGGUCAUGGCAACAUCGUUUCUAAACAUGUAGUGAAUAUUAAUAUACAAUCGUUGCAUGAUCCCUCUUUUACCGUGAAGGUUACUGCGCAUGUACUUAGCUCACUGACCUCAGUUAUGCCAGAUACAUAUUUUGAACUUGAGGAUUGGCCAGAAAUCCACAGUAUAAGUCUAGCAGACCCAAAGUUCAACUGUCCUAAUAAAAUCGACAUUUUAUUAGGAGCUGAAACAUAUGGUCGUAUUUUAAAGGAAGGUCUGAUCAAGAGCCCAGCAGGCUCUCCGGUUGCACAAGACACGCAUUUAGGUUGGAUUGUGUCAGGCCAUGUUAGUAAAGCAAAUAAGUUGCUAACUUCCCAUAAUACUGUGAUCGCUAUGCACACUCAAAUUGAAGAGAACGAUAUGUUAAAACGUUUAUGGGAGUUAGACUCUGAAACUACUUUAACGAAAAGGCUUUUUACGCCUGAAGAACAGGCCUGCGAAGAGUUUUAUGCACAAUCCACGGAAAGAGAUGAAAAUGGGCGUUAUGUCGUAAAAUUACCUUUUCGUUCAGAAGAUCCACCUUGUAAAUACGGUCAGUCUAAAAAUAUUGCGGUAAAAAGAUUGCUAGGUUUAGAAAGGAAGUUGGGUAGGGAUCAUGAAUUAAAACAACAGUAUACUGAUGUGAUAAACGAGUAUUUAUUGCUGGGCCAUAUGGAGAAAAUUACCGACGAGGCUGAAAGAAAUAAAAGUGAUGCGGUUUAUUUGCCUCACCACGCAGUGGUUAGACAAGAUAAACUGACUACUAAGGUAAGAGUGGUUUAUGACGCGUCGUGUAAGGGGACAAACGGAGUUUCCUUAAAUGACACCUUAAUGGUAGGACCCACUCUUCAGGCUGAUUUAAGACAUAUUGUCAUGAGAUGGCGACAACAUCCGAUUUGUCUGGUAGCAGACAUAAUAAAAAUGUAUCGCCAAAUUAAAGUCGCUCGAUCGGAUGCAGAUUUCCAAAGAAUUGUCUGGAGAGAGGAUCCUGACAAAGAGAUAGAGGACUUUCGACUUCUGACUGUCACCUUUGGCACAUCGUGCGCCCCUUACUUGGCUGUUAAGUCGUUACAUCAAGUUGCGCGCGAGGAAGGUAGUAUAUAUCCAUUGGCUGCUGAAAGAGUGACGUCAGACUUCUACAUGGAUGAUUUGAUGACUGGAUGCACAUCUGAAACAGAAGUGAAAAGGAUUUAUAGUGAAAUGAAUAAUUUAUUAGAGAAAGGGGGGUUCCAAUUGCAAAAGUGGACAAGCAAUAGAAUGUCCUUGUUGGAAAGCUUAAAAGAAAGUUUUGGAAGAGACUUGGAAAUCAAAACUGAUAAAGUAACUAAGAUUCUGGGCCUUACCUGGAACAGGAACACGGAUGAAUUUGAUUAUUCUGUGAAGAUGUCACCUCCGGCUGCACCUGAAACAAAAAGAACGGUCAUAUCAGAAAUAUCACGACUUUAUGAUCCAUUAGGAUGGAUAGCUCCGUGCAUCAUAACUUCUAAGGUUUUCAUACAGAAGCUAUGGAUUAGUGGCAUAGGUUGGGAUGAUGAACUGCCACCAGAUCUCGCACAAGAGUGGAGAUAUUACAGAACAGAAUUAGAGAAACUGGUGGAUUUUCAUAUUCCCAGAUGGAUAGCUUAUGCGGCUGUGGUGUAUUGUCGCAUUGUUAACGCUAGGGCGCAAAUUCACUCGCACCUCAUCACCGCAAAAACGAAGGUAGCUCCUAUCAAGCAGAUAUCCAUUCCACGCUUGGAAUUGUGUGGUUCUGUUCUAGUAGCAAAAUUAUUGAUAGAAGUAGCUGAAGUUAUGAACAUUCCAAAGGCUAAUAUACAUGCGUGGACCGAUUCAUCGGUGGUUUUGGCCUGGUUAAAUGAUCAUCCAAGCCGUUGGAAAACUUACGUAGCCAAUCGCACUUCCGAGAUCCUUAGUUUGCUGGACAACACGCAGUGGGCUUAUGUUAAAUCUAAAGAAAAUCCAGCAGAUAAUAAUAUCGCUUCUCGUGGGGUAUCUCCAGCAGUUUUACUUAAUGACGAUUUAUGGAAACGAGGACCAGGUUGGUUAAGAAAUGAUCAGAUAGAGUACACCAGACCUAGCGCAAUACGCACAAACGAGGAGAAAAACCCUGUUAAGGUUCACACUACCAACUUGGUACCGGAUUUUGAAGUCAUUUGGGGAACUAGGUAUUCAUCACUUACACGUCUAGUAAGGGUUGUUGCGUACUGUAAAAGGUUUUUGCAAUCAACAAGAGCUCGUAAGGAGAACAGUAAAGUAGCAGCUUACCUGUCAGCAUCCGAAAUUCGCGAAGCUUUGAAUGUGUGUAUCCGGCAAAGCCAACAGCAAUGGUUUCAUGCAGAAUUGAUGGCCCUGAAAAAUAAAGUUUCAUUAGAAAAAACGAGUCCUUUAUAUAAAUUAAAUGUAUUUAUUGACCAAUCUGAGAUAUUGCGCGUUGGAGGAAGGCUGCGAUACUCUCCACUACUCGACGACACAAAGCAUCCAGUAGUUAUUCCUCAUGAUUCAAGUUUGGCCAAGUUAAUUGUCGCCGACGCUCAUGAAAAGACUUUUCAUGGAGGACAGCAACUAGUACUCAAUUUUAUACGCACCAAGUACUGGAUCAGCCGGGUAAAAUAUAUCGUACGAGCUCAUAUACGUCGUUGUGCUCCUUGUAUUCGAUAUGCGGCGACCACAAAACAACAGUUUAUGGGAGAGCUUCCAGCUUGCAGAGUGACACCCAGCAAACCAUUUCUCAACUCUGGUGUCGAUUACGCGGGCCCCAUUAACAUGAGAGUGUCUAAGGGUCGUGGACAGCGGUCGUAUAAAGGUUAUAUCUGCUUAUUUGUGUGCAUGGCCACGCGCGCAGUACACAUCGAGGCAGUUUCAGAUUUAACCACUGAGGGUUUCCUAGCAGCUUUCAAACGGUUUAUAUCCCGGCGCGGACAGUGUCGUCAUAUAUGGAGCGAUAAUGGCACCAAUUUUGUGGGCGCUGCCAAGGAGUUACAGAUCCUGUUCAACCAGGAGAGUUCAAUGUUUAAAGACAUUGCAGCUGCUCUUGCAACCUCUCAAACGGAAUGGCACUUUAUCCCUCCCCAUGCUCCAAAUUUCGGUGAACUGUGGGAAGCAGGGGUUAAAAGUGUAAAACACCAUCUGAGGCGCGUCAUAGGUGAUUCUACGUUAACUUUCGAAGAAUUGUCCACGGUCCUGUCUCAAAUUGAGGCGUGCCUAAACUCUAGGCCCUUGUCUCAGGGUAGUAGUGAUCCAGAGGAUCCUGUACCACUAACUCCUGGGCAUUUCUUAGUGGGUCAGCCAUUGGUAGUGGCUCCCGACUACAAUUAUGAAAAUGCCACAGUUAGUACUCUCCGCAGGUGGCAAUUGGUACAACGUAUGGUGCAGCACUUCUGGCGUAGGUGGAAACAGGAAUAUUUGACAAACUUCUUCCAAAGGCACAAAUGGAAUAUACGUACAUCUGACUGUAAGUCCAUUGUUCUUGUUGUUGCUGAGUUUGUUCAUGGUGGGCGGUAG